AUGAAACAUCUGUUGAGGGACUUAAUCUCUGAGUCUCAAAGUGCGUUCAUCCCUGGUAGAUUAAUAACUGAUAAUAUCCUUGUGGCGGCGGAAGUGGGACAUUACUUGAAUAGGAAACAGUGUGGUUUGGUUGGUUGGGGAGCUCUCAAGUUAGACAUGGCAAAGGCCUAUGACCGUAUGGGGUCAUUUCUCAGGAAAAUGUUAUUGGCAUUGGGUUUUGUGGAUAGAUGGGUUGAUCUGAUUAUGCUUUGUGUAACUACCGUCUCAUAUAAUAUCUUGAUAAAUGGGGUUAGUGGUGGACAGGUAGUAAAUUACCAUAAAUCUAGUGUUUGUUUCAGCAGGAAUACUACUGAGGACAGCAGGGAGGAGGUGGUUGAAGUGCUGGUGUACCACAUGCUCCUAACUUUGGAAAAUAUCUGGGCUUACCAGCCUUUGUAG
Molecule: messenger RNA, 438 nt
Organism: Ipomoea triloba (trilobed morning glory)
Lineage: Eukaryota; Viridiplantae; Streptophyta; Magnoliopsida; Solanales; Convolvulaceae
Exons: 2
Coding region: 1-438 (145 amino acids)
Source: RefSeq, a predicted model, not a curated record